Molecule: messenger RNA, 679 nt
Organism: Polistes dominula (European paper wasp)
Lineage: Eukaryota; Metazoa; Arthropoda; Insecta; Hymenoptera; Vespidae
Cellular component (GO): nucleus
Molecular function (GO): protein serine/threonine phosphatase inhibitor activity; protein phosphatase 1 binding
Source: RefSeq, a predicted model, not a curated record
GACUAUAAAGUUAAAAGUUACGUAUAAUUCGAGUGUAGUUACAUUACAUAUAAUUAUUUAAACAUAGCGUCAUUCUUAUGUAUGCUUUAUUAGAGAUAAACACACGAUAGUAAAUAACUUCUUAGUGCGUUUAUAUCGUUUUCAUCACAUUCUACAUUUUGAAGAGUAAUCAGGUGACAUGGAAAGAACAACUUUACCCGAACAAUCGGCAUCUCAAACGGAAACUGUCUUGGAGGGGGAUAACACCGAUUCUGGAUCACAGGAUGUUCCAACUGUACAUUUGCGGCUCAGAAAACCACGAUCAAAUAAAAAAGUACAAUGGACUCAGGAAACUGUGGAUAACGAGCAUAUGAAUAAAAAGAAAUCGAAGUGUUGUUGUAUUUAUAAAAAACCUAAAAGUUUUGGCGAAAGUAGUUCUGAUGACAGUGAUGACGAAUGCGAACAUUGCCAUGGUCAUAAGGAUAAUCAUGAGAAGCCUCUACCAAAUAACGCAGAACCGUCCGAAUAAUGAAUAGAAGCAAAAUUAAUAAAUAUAUAUAUAUUAUAAUUUUCUCGUAAUAACAAUUUCCCACUGUGAGAAUAGGGUGUCCAUGAUGUCUUCCACAUCAGUGUUACAUAGGUUUUAUCUGAGGAAAGUAUAAGCAUCCCAGGCACUGCAAUCACCAACUAUUAUAAAUAU